AUGUCGGCAGACGAGCAGAACUCACCUCAUAUGGACUCUGGUGUCGACGCCAUUACCGAUAGACUAGGUGCCAGCAACCUCCAAGACGAUUCACCGCGAACCGAUGACGAAUAUGCUCAAUCACAGCUCACCCUGCGAGCCAUUGUGACGUCCAAGGAAGCCGGUGUGAUUAUUGGCAAGGCAGGUCAGAAUGUGGCAGACCUACGGGACAAGACUGGCGUGCGCGCUGGAGUGAGCAAAGUCGUGCCGGGCGUGCAUGACCGCGUCCUGACUGUCACUGGCAUUCUCAAUGGCAUCGCCGACGCCUAUGGACUCGUGGCAGACUGCCUGGUCAAGGGUGCACCACAGAUGGGUAUUGGGGGAUCAGUAGCCGCGGCGCCUAACACUCACCCUAUUCGUCUCCUCAUCUCACACAACCAGAUGGGUACGAUCAUUGGCCGACAGGGACUGAAGAUCAAGCAGAUUCAAGAUGCAAGCGGUGUACGCAUGGUUGCACAAAAAGAGAUGCUUCCACAAUCAACCGAACGCAUUGUCGAGGUGCAAGGUACGCCAGACGGCAUUCAAAAGGCUGUGUGGGAAAUUGGCAAGUGCUUGGUAGACGAUGAGCAGCGCGGAUAUGGCACCGUACUCUACAGUCCUUCUGUUCGUGUCGGAGGAGGUGCACCUGCUGCACCUCUCAAUGGCACUGGUGAAUCACGCGGAUACAAUGCACCACGGAGCUACAACAGAACUGGAAAUGGUGCCGACUUCACGAGCGGUGCUCCUGCAUCUUACCCACCUCGCCGCAAUGGCGCAUCCGAAGGCGGCGGCGGCGGCAGCGGCCCUCCGCCACGUGUGGAAGAGGGUGAGGACAUUCAGACGCAGAACAUCAGCAUCCCUGCCGACAUGGUUGGUUGCAUCAUUGGUCGUGGAGGCAGCAAGAUCAGCGAGAUCCGAAAGAGCUCCGGAGCACGCAUUUCCAUUGCCAAGGCACCUCACGAUGAUACUGGCGAGCGCAUGUUCACCAUCACUGGCGGUCCACAAGCCAAUGAGAAGGCCUUGUAUCUCUUGUACGAGAACCUGGAGCAAGAAAAGAUGCGUCGAAGCCAAAUCCCGGAGGCUGCAGCAUAG
Molecule: messenger RNA, 1110 nt
Organism: Sphaerulina musiva SO2202
Lineage: Eukaryota; Fungi; Ascomycota; Dothideomycetes; Mycosphaerellales; Mycosphaerellaceae
Product: KH domain RNA-binding protein
Exons: 2
Coding region: 1-1110 (369 amino acids)
Biological process (GO): 3'-UTR-mediated mRNA stabilization
Cellular component (GO): nucleus; cytoplasm
Molecular function (GO): mRNA 3'-UTR AU-rich region binding
Source: RefSeq, a predicted model, not a curated record